UUCAUGUACCGAACGGUCAUAACGCAGAGAUGGCAACACUGUCAUCACCGCUACGAGUCUGUCGAGGGAUACUGAAAGAAUUACGUGCCAUACAAGGAGCGAGUUACAAACAGUCUCUGGCCUACAGCUAUGUUAUCGACCAGUUUCGUAAAAAUAAGUUAACAGGAGAAAGGUACUGCCGUGCCCAGCAGGAGGCACACCAUGCCUCUCAAACAUACCUGUGUUUGUUGGCAUCUACCAGGAACCACCUGGCCCUGCACAGCCUUUAUCAUGGCAAGGGAGAGCGCAGCCCAGAAGAAGUGGCUGGUCUAGUGGGGCUCAGGUUGCCCACUCAGCCAGGAGGUAAAGGCUGGGAGAAAUGAGGACAAGGGAAGGUGCAACAUCUUGAAUCUCUUCAAAAAUGACAUUUCUGUGGCUGAUUCAUCUGGCCUCUUAUAAUUCACCUCAUAUAAAGUAAACUCCAAAAGGAUAGAUAGAUAUUUGGCUAGAGUCUGGCAGACUGGAGACUGUGCCAUCAUGGACUGCUUUUAGGGAGUACCUGUUGUGUCAUUCUAACAAUUUUCAAGGAGAAGUGGGGCGUAUGAUUAUAAUCUAAUCUGAGUGUAUCUGAAGCAACUGUGAAAGUAUAAAUUAUGAUUACAAAUCUCUUGUUGAGCUGUAAAUAUACUGUACACUACAUCUUAUCCACACCUGCUUUUAUUUGUGUUUCCUAACUGUUGAAGCAUCUUUUGAAAACCAAAAGCCAAUAUAUAAUUUGAUUCAUCUGUCCCAUUAAAAUAUUAAUCACUGUUA
This is a messenger RNA of Xiphias gladius (swordfish), 792 nucleotides long. It is a transcript of the gene fmc1, whose product is annotated as formation of mitochondrial complex V assembly factor 1 homolog. The coding region runs from base 30 to 362 and encodes 110 amino acids. The transcript is spliced from 2 exons. Gene Ontology annotation, cellular component: mitochondrion. The record is from RefSeq and is a predicted model, not a curated record. Lineage: Eukaryota; Metazoa; Chordata; Actinopteri; Istiophoriformes; Xiphiidae.